Messenger RNA from Lachancea dasiensis, 2187 nucleotides. The record is from the annotation of a GenBank genome assembly. NCBI's taxonomy places the organism in Eukaryota, Fungi, Ascomycota, Saccharomycetes, Saccharomycetales, Saccharomycetaceae.
AUGUCAACGGGAUCGUCGCCGUCACGGCUGCUUAGCGAAAGUUUAGGAAAUUUUCACAUCAGCUCGCCAACAAAGUUCAAGUCCUAUGUCGAGAACGACCAAUUCGAGGGUUCCAACUUCAAUUCGCAAACAAAAGACACGACCAGUGGCAAGAAUUACGUGCGCAAACUUGGCAACUGGUCGGUUAACUACGGUACUGUCCAGCAGCAUGGUACGGAUGCUGAAAAUGCCGAACCGCCACAAUGGAAACAGUAUAUGGAUGAGCAGGCCGCUCAUCAGGAUCUACACGAUAAGGACAGAGAUGCCCUUGAUCCCAGAUCAAACCUUGUGGUGACGUCUUCCUUGAGUGACAUCUCUUUGAUUCCCACUAACACGUUCAAACACCGUGCCCCCAAGCCUGCAAAUGUAGAUUCCAAUAUGGAUUCUGAAUACAGUGUGGUACGCGAUGGAGAUUCGGCGGUAGAUACCGACGUAGAUCCAGCUCGGGAAGCGCUGGGGGUCUUCAACAAUGUCUUACGGCAUCAAAAGUCUAAUUUCUUCUCUCAGGAGCCAGAAAAUAUGAAUGCUAAAUCUAUUUCCGAAGAAUACGAUUCCACAAGCUCAGCAGCGUCAACCUCAUCCUAUGAUUCUUUUGACCCAUCACUUUCUCCGAGCUUGCGCCAGCGCCCGUCCGAACCGCCUAAAGCGAUGUCCAAAGGACCCUCGAGGCCACUCCAACAGGCAGGCUCUCCCAGAAGAACAUUGAAGUUGAUAACCCCUGAAGACGCAGGCAUGAUCUUCAAUUACAAAGAAGGCGUGUGGGAUCAACCUUCCAACGCAGCCGAUAUGUCUACGAGCGGAGCGCAGGACGAGUCUUCGCAAAGUAAAAUCGUUUCAUUCAAGCUGCCGCGCACUCGACCCGAACGUUCCAUAGUGGACGACACCCCACUCUCUACUCCGCAGGUUGAUCGUAAGUUCCUCUCCCAAGGUGAUUUUAUCGAAGAGUCGCAAAGCAGAUCCACAUCGGAUAAAAGUACUUCUACAAUGCGCCAUAUAUCACCCAUGCCGGCUGAUACUACUCACAACCUCGUAGAUAAUGUCACAAGUGUAUCUGAGGUCGAUUCAUCGUUUCGAAUUGCAAAAAGUGCUGUCAUAUCAGCUUUAGUUGACACGAUACCGAGAAAAGAGGCUUGGGAGCAUGUUACCGAGCUCUCUUUAAAAAAUCGCGGGCUAGGUAGCUUGGUGGGACUGAAGGAAAUGACGCCUGGGCUUGUGGAGCUUAAUGUUUCCGAAAACAACAUCAAUUCGUUACAGGGAGCCCCUCCUCGGAUUGUUAGACUGUGUUGUUCUAACAACCGGAUAGGCUCCUACUGCAGGCUGGAUGGGCUGGAACAUUUGGAAGACUUAGACAUGUCACAUAACCUGCUAUCCACAAACCUAUCGUUACUGGCAGGCUGCCUUCACUUGCGUGAUGUAAAUCUAGCCCAAAAUAGCAUCGUAUCCCUACAGGGGCUUUCGGAGUCGAGAGCUAGAGUGGAAACCUUGAACUUAGCACGCAAUAGGCUCAUUGGUCCCUUGGAUUUUGCGGAGUUCGUUUCACUAGAACGCGAUCGACCCAAUUUUUUGACCCACCUUCGAGAACUAGAUCUAUCUGGUAAUAAGAUUACAAGGAUCAAAAACUUACAUCUACUGAAAAACCUGAGGGUGCUAAAGCUGGACGGCAAUCCGUUGGAGUCACUGACGGGAAACAACAGCUCAAGCUUGAGGAACCUCGGCUUGCUUGGCUGCAGUGCCCUUGAAUCUCUAGGGCACUUUCCACAAUUGCGCAUUCUGCGUGUAAGCGGCGAAAGCUUACAAAUAAAAGAACUACCAGAGACAUUGGAGCAUUUCGAACUGGUUAAUUCGCCUCCCGAAGCUAUACCGUGGGACAUCCUUCCAACGGUGCUUCGCAAGCUUCGCCUCACUCGUGUGGGGAUCCAAGAACUGCCCAAACAACUUGCCACGAGGUGUGCUGGCCUGCAUACCUUGUCAAUAGCGGAAAACGACCUCAAGAGCUGGGCGAGGCUGAUCGAAAGACUGCCGGGAAACUUGCAAAUGCUGGACAUUCGUAAGAACCCAUUGUCGCAGUUCCAGGAGGAGGCCGACCGCAGGUCCAUGACUGAGGUGGUGGCACUAGCGCUGCCGAGCCUCAAGCGAAUCUGUCUGUGA